GACUUCAUGCUCGGCGCGGGCAUGGUCAUCAUCCAGCCGGCAACCGCAAAUGUCGUGCUCAUCCACGAGGCUGCGAAGAACUUUUGGUUCCUGCCAAAGGGGCGCAAGGACGUCGGCGAGAGUCUCGAGCAGGCCGUGCUGCGUGAGGCACACGAGGAGGUGCGUCACUUGAAAACGGGUAUGCCGGACGAGGCCCACUACCAGGCGCAUGUCUUGAAGCUGCGGCAGGCGCUCGACCUGCUUGAAGGU
Molecule: messenger RNA, 249 nt
Organism: Postia placenta MAD-698-R-SB12
Lineage: Eukaryota; Fungi; Basidiomycota; Agaricomycetes; Polyporales; Adustoporiaceae
Exons: 2
Biological process (GO): AMP biosynthetic process; ATP biosynthetic process
Molecular function (GO): bis(5'-nucleosyl)-tetraphosphatase (asymmetrical) activity
Source: RefSeq, a predicted model, not a curated record